CUUUCUAAGAGCCAGUGCUGGAACCGAUCGCAAUCUCCUCUUCGGGUCCCAAAUUCCUUGACGUUUGAGGCUCCUUGGUGCAGUACUUGGAGGAGUGAGCAACUUGGUUGAUAUCGUUACGACCACCUUAUGAAAUCACGUACCCAUGGGAAUGCCGUAUUAUCUCAGAUCACAGGUGACCUCUCACCGAUAGCGCCGAAUACGUCCUCCGAAAUGGCGUGGGCCAUCCCCGCCGACCUUUCGCGACACAUUCCUCCCAGGCCUCCAUUUGCUUCACAACACUCGAGCUCAUUACCCUCUACUCCUUAUCAACACCCUCGUGGUCUCCAGUUCGUAUCGAGAUCUCCGUCGCCGAACCGCAGGAGCAGCUCUCCACGAUCGACUCACUCAGAAUCCACCCACCUACUCCCAUCACUACGACGACCCUAUGGAGGCUGUAAAUACGAAACUGGAAUGGCUCAUUUCCGCCGGCGGAUUCCGUAUUCGCUGGGGAGCGAACUCUUACCCAAGGAAUUGGGUCCAUUGAAGGACCAACUGGAUUCCGCUGACGAAAAAAAGCUUAGUGGAGAUAUGAGAGAACUUUAUGAUAGGCUUUUGCCGUCAGAGGAGAGUGAAUCUCGACGGUUGAAGUUCGUGGACAAGUUAGAGAAUUUAUUAAACAAGCAAUGGCCAGGGAACAACAUUCGAGUUCAUGUGUUUGGGUCUUCCGGGAACAAACUUUGUUCAAGCGAUUCUGAUGGUGGCAUGGAGCGAGUUGUUUGCGUUUCCCAUGCACGAGUUCCGAUUGUGAAAAUCUGGGACCCCGAAUUGCGGUUGGCCUGCGAUAUGAAUGUCAAUAACACCCUUGCUCUCGAGAAUACCCGAAUGAUCAGAACAUACGUUGAGAUCGAUGAACGAGUUCGCCAGCUAGCAAUGAUUGUUAAGUACUGGACUAAGAGACGAAUUCUGAAUGAUGCUGCCCUUGGUGGUACUCUAAGUUCCUACACGUGGAUUUGCCUUAUAAUCAACUUCCUCCAAACAAGAAAUCCUCCCAUCUUGCCUAGUUUACAAGAAAGACGUGCCAAGCAACCGAAAAAAGCAGAUGACCCCGGUUCAUCGUUUGAUGAUGACAUGGAAAAGCUGUCUGGGUUCGGGCAGGAGAAUAAGUCGUCGUUGGGCGAACUUCUGUUCCAGUUUUUUCGGUACUACGGCCAUGAAGUUGACUAUGAAACUAAGGUCAUGUCAGUACGGAUGGGUACUUUGAUAUCAAAGGAAGGGAAAGGUUGGCAUCUGCUCCAGAAUAAUCGACUUUGCGUUGAGGAGCCGUUUAAUACAUCGCGGAAUCUUGGUAACACUGCAGACGAUACCUCAUUUCGCGGAUUACAUAUGGAAUUACGGCGAGCGUUUUCUGCAGUGGCUGAGGGAAAAUUAGACGAGUGCUGUGAGCAGUAUGAGUAUCCUCCGGAGGAAGAACGCAAUUGGGAAAGACCGCCACCUCAGCCACGACCUAUACUUGCGCCGACUCCUGCUGUUCCCUCGCGAGGAGGUAGAGGGGGAGGAAGAGGAGGUCGCCAUAAUAAUAACCACUACAAUCGGGGACAGAAUACUGGACGCCGAUCUUCCAGCAGUACGAACCGACCGAACAACACUCGACAUACAAAUCCAUCAUUCGCAGCAGAUAUUGCACUCCAAGCCCAACAAGCCCAGCAGGCACAGUAUCUGCUGCAUGACCAUCUUUAUCAACAAAUACAAAUUCUGCAAGCUCAAGAACAAGAGUUGCGCAUGCAACUUCAAAACCAAGCGCUCAUCAGUGGCAGGGCACCUCCCACACUACUUCGACAACCAUAUUUGCAAUUCCCGUUCCAGCAAGAUGCAUCCGGUCCAGAUGAAAAUUCAAGAGCCCGAGCUGGGACUGUAAAUCACCCGCCUCUAACCGCUCCCGUCCGACAGCACGUGUUUUACAACCCUUCAUUCAUCCCAAUACCCAUUCCCACUCUCCAGGGAGCCACCACAGACCCGCCAUCGCCCUCGACGGCUCCCUCCGCCCCUGAUACUCGCCGUAAUCAUCGACGAUCAUCUGUUGCUAAUGGAUCCCCUCGCGGACCACUGCGAGCUCAAUCCCAACCAGCACGACCUUUACAAUCUCCUGUGGUACAAAAUUUUGGAAACAUAUACCAGCCCGUACCUUUAGGUGAAGCUCCCCACACGCCAAACACAAAACUGCCACCAGCUUCUCCAAAGCGGGCAGGUGCCGAGGUCGAAAGACCUGUCACCAACGGCAUUCCUAUGUUUUCAAGAUCGUAUAUGGAUGAAAGUCGCGCCUCAGAGUACGUUGGGUACUACUUAGGAGACUCCCCUCAAUCUCAGGCAACCCUUCAUCUGCCAAUGACAACUCCCCACUCUAUCGCCACUGGGUUGGCAAUCCAAAACAGUGGGUUGUUCUCACAUCUCCGGAAUCAAGCAGACUACCAUCACUCCAUGGGAACUUCUAUUGAGAAGACCAUUCCAUCCACGGAACAAGCGCAUGUACCUGACCAUAUCAAGCAUUCGAAAAAUACACCACCCUGUGGCCGACCCAAGUCCCAAAAAGAUCGAGGUCCACUCAUAGUUGAUGGUUCCCUUCCGACCAACGACCGUCAGUACUCUUUGUCCACAGAAAAUCUAGAUCAUUUCGCGCCAAUGAGUUUCAGUACUUCUGCAUCCGAGGAUAGACCAUUUGAUACUUCUGGAAGUCCAUCAGAUACCCUCUCUCAAGGAUUUCCAGACCAUGCCCCUUAUGAUGAGGAAUACGAAAAAGCCUAUGGACGGGGUGGACAAGCCACACAACCACAACACCACAUUAACGGUUGGGAUUCUACCAACACAAAGGGCGUGGCGAUAAACGGCCACCUCACCCUAUCGGAGCGGCUCCAAAGGUAUCAGAUAUCCGACACUAGUCGUUCAUCUGAUUGGCAUGGAAAGAUGAAAACGAACCAGCACAAGGGAGCUAAACAAUACGCAUACAGAGCAGAAAAUGGGCUGCUUGACAAAGAUCAACAUGGUCCACAUGAUAACCAUGUCCAGUCAUCUAACCAACUGUCUGCUCUCUCCCCGGUGAAGGAAACGCGAACCGUCUCGCCCACCACAAAGCGACGAGUAAAUGGUGUAGAUUCCGAUAGAUCCAAUGGGUCGAGUCAUAGGAACAGACAGCGAGGGCGACAUGAUUCCGUCAACACUCAACAUCAAUUGGAAAACAGCAAAGACAAACAAACAGAAGCCCACCAUCGAAAACCCAAUGGCGUUCCAUCAUCCACCAACGGAGCCGGUGGAAACGAACAUCAUCAACACACUGGAUCAGGCUCUGCGGGUUGGCAAACAACAACGAAGAAGAAGAACAAAAGAGGGAACAAAACCCCCGCUGAACCGGUACACAACAGCCUUUCCAAUGGCGUCGAGCCUCUUCCAGCUGACGAGUCAUUGAGAAAAGGCGGCUGA
Molecule: messenger RNA, 3453 nt
Organism: Histoplasma capsulatum G186AR
Lineage: Eukaryota; Fungi; Ascomycota; Eurotiomycetes; Onygenales; Ajellomycetaceae
Product: PAP/25A associated domain family
Exons: 3
Coding region: 214-3453 (1079 amino acids)
Biological process (GO): RNA 3'-end processing
Molecular function (GO): nucleotidyltransferase activity
Source: RefSeq, a predicted model, not a curated record